This is a messenger RNA of Paramecium octaurelia, 1053 nucleotides long. NCBI's taxonomy places the organism in Eukaryota, Ciliophora, Oligohymenophorea, Peniculida, Parameciidae. The record is from the annotation of a GenBank genome assembly.
AAAUGACAUCGAAAGAUUAAGAUAAAGUUCUUCUAGAAAUUUUGAAGUAAAAUGAGAUGACUGAUGACAAAAAGAAAAAAUUUUAAAAUUCACUUAAAAGCUUAGUUCACUUCCUUAAAUAACUUGAUUAUGAUCCAUUUAAUGCUGAGAUUAAAUAUUGCAUCUUUGGGUCAUAAUUAAAUGGAUUUGGGACAAAGGAAUCGGAUGUGGAUUUCACAUUUCUCACUAAUUCUUAUGUUGAUGAAAGGAUUGCACUUAAAUAUUUGAGAUAAGAAAUCGAAGCUGUAGAUUAAAAUAAGUUCAAAAUUAAUGAAUUGGUUGAAUUUGCCAGAAUUGCUGUGAUGAAGAUCCAAGAUCAAACUAAUAAAAUAGAAAUUGAUAUGUGCUUUAACAAUCUUUUAGGUGUGAUCAACACAAAGUUAUUGAAUGCAUAUGCCAACUUAAAUGAGAAAGUUUAAUAGGUAUUACUAAAUAUUAAAUACUAGGGUGGAAUCUUGUUAAAGCUAUGGGGCAAGAAGUAAGGAAUAAUAAAUAAAAAUUGUUUUUCCUCUUACGCUAUAUUAAUAAUGUGGCUGCAUUUCUUAUAACAAAAGUAUCAAAUGCCCAAUCUUUAGGAUAAAUAAUAUAAAACAUCAAAAUCAUAGACGACUACAAUAAUGAUUAAAAGAAAUAUUGAAGGUAAAAGGGAAAGCAGCUUUGAAGUUGAUGUUUUUUUUGUAUAGUAUUUUGAAUUUAUUGAAGGUUUAUCAUGGAGAUAAAUUAUACAAACAAUUGAAGGAUUAAUUUGAUAAAGUAAUCUCAUAAGUCUCGCUUACGAUCUUAUUAAGGGAUUUUUUUAAUUAUUAUUCAGAUUAGGGAGAAGGAUUUACAUAAAAAUACAAGAUUUCAAUCAAUGAGAAAUAGUUGAAAGAAGAGGGAGAAAAAUAUUCAAUGAGUGACCCUUUCGAUAAAGAGCAUGAUCCUAUAAAGAAAAUCAGAAACAAUUUUAAGGAUUAAAAGCUCUUUCAUUAAGCAGGCAUAAAUAUAUAAAACAGUCCUUAGAGUAUGUUUUGA